CGGAGCGAGGCGCGUUCCCAGCAGGCGCCGUCCUUCUCCGUGGUGGUGGCCAUCGACUUCGGCACCACCUCCAGCGGUUACGCCUUCAGCUUCACCAGCGACCCCGAGGCCAUCCACAUGAUGAGGAAAUGGGAAGGGGGGGACCCGGGCGUGGCCAACCAGAAGACCCCCACCAGCCUCCUGCUGACCCCGGAGGGGACAUUCCACAGCUUCGGCUACACCGCCCGCGAUUACUACCACGACCUGGACCCCGAGGAGGCCCGCGAGUGGUUCUACUUCGAGAAGUUCAAGAUGAAGAUCCACAGCACCAGCGAUCUGACCAUGAAAACCGAGCUGGAAGCUGUCAACGGGAAGAAGAUGCCGGCGCUGGAGGUGUUCGCCCACGCGCUGCGCUUCUUCAAGCAGCACGCCGUGCAGGAGCUGAAGGACCAGUGCCCGUCCCUGCCUGAGAGCGACGCCAUCCGCUGGGUGCUCACCGUGCCGGCCAUCUGGAAGCAGCCGGCCAAGCAGUUCAUGCGGGAAGCAGCCUACAAG
Messenger RNA from Zonotrichia albicollis (white-throated sparrow), 534 nucleotides. The record is from RefSeq and is a predicted model, not a curated record. Lineage: Eukaryota; Metazoa; Chordata; Aves; Passeriformes; Passerellidae.